CUCAGCGGCGUUUUGUGAUCCGACACCUUCAAAGUUGCGCUAGCACUAUUACUGGUUGCUCCCCGCCUCCGCUAAGGCUUCCCCUGGUGACGGCAUGAGUGGACCUUGACUGAAGCAUGUUGCGAAAGCCAUAGCCAUUAGCUAAAAGUGUUUCACAGCUCACGUUUGUGUUUGCACGUUUCCGACCGACAUUAUUGAGCAUCGGACAGUAAAUUUCCGAACGUGCAUGAGUGACAUUUGACCUUAUUCGUCGAAACUGGCCGCACCGCAUCUAGGCUUUACUGGAUUUCCUGCAUCGAACUGUUGAAAGUACGGAUUCGAUCGCUCUCCAGCAUUUCAGGGCCUUUAUACGCUGUUCUACUUUAUUCAUACUUCCUUCACACCUAUACAACAGCUGUGAUAUAAAUUUGUCUCGUUCUCGAUAUGACCUCCUCAAAUGGUCUGACCGACCGCGACGCCCUCACCGCAAGGUCUAUUCCAUCCAUGAUCCUCAGCGAUGGCAGCCCCGCUUCGAUGACCCCGCCCCCAGCUUCAACAUUCGAGGCCGACCCUGCCGUUAGUGCCCAGAAAAGAUUCUCUGUUCGAGGAAACGCUGUUGUCACUGGAGGUUCCGGGACGCUAGGUCUUCACUCUUGUGAAGCUCUCCUUGAACAUGGCCUUCAGGGCCUCAUGAUAUUCGAUGUCAAUCUCGCUAGCAGCGAAAAGGAAAUUACAAGAUUAAGGUCGAAGUUUCCCAGCGCUAAGGUUUGCACUCAACAAGUUGAUGUCACCGCCGAAGAUGAAGUCCGCGUCGCAAUGGAGGAAACCGUCCGUCUACUUGGCUCGGUUGAUAUCCUUGUUUGCUUUGUCGGGGUCGUCGGUUGUAUCGAAACCCUUGAAAUGCCCGUCUCUCAAUGGCGAAAGAUCCUCGACAUCAAUACUACUGGAUCGUUUAUCUGUGCUCAGGCAGCUGCACGAGAGAUGGUCAAGCAAGGAACUGGAGGCUCAAUCACCUUUGUGGCAUCAGUUUCUGCCCAUCGCGUGAAUUACCCACAGCCUCAGGUGGCAUACAAUGUUAGCAAAGCUGCGCUUUUGAUGCUCAAAAGCUCCCUUGCUGCAGAGUGGGCUCGUUACGGUAUAAGAACCAACAGUGUGAGCCCGGGAUACAUGGAUACAAUCUUGAAUGAGGGCAAGGGACUAGAUGCCCACCGGCGGCUCUGGGCUGAGCGUAACCCAAGCGGGCGAAUGGGAAGCCCAUCUGAGCUAACAGGAGCAAUUGUGCUUCUUGCUAGCUCUGCCGGGACUUACAUGAAUGGGACAGACAUUCUUAUCGAUGGAGGUUUAAGUGUGUUUUAGUGCUUAGAUCACGUUGUUUAAAAUUUUUGAUAAUAGCGAAAUUCCAUCAACGAGCUCAGAAUAGUAUUUUCGGGGCCUUGCUUCCUUUGUGGAAUCCCAAGGUUACUCAUGGACGAAGUGAUAAAAAGAAUCACCGCCUAUCUGAGUGAUUAGGAUUCCCGCAUGUUGGCAUCGGAUCGGACGACUGCGGUCCCUUGAUCUCAUCCACCAGGAACCACCAGGAAGAAUGCCGCCCCACG
This is a messenger RNA of Penicillium brasilianum, 1574 nucleotides long. NCBI's taxonomy places the organism in Eukaryota, Fungi, Ascomycota, Eurotiomycetes, Eurotiales, Aspergillaceae. The record is from the annotation of a GenBank genome assembly.